Messenger RNA from Dunckerocampus dactyliophorus (ringed pipefish), 1558 nucleotides. It is a transcript of the gene mc2r, whose product is annotated as melanocortin 2 receptor. NCBI's taxonomy places the organism in Eukaryota, Metazoa, Chordata, Actinopteri, Syngnathiformes, Syngnathidae. The transcript is spliced from 3 exons. The record is from RefSeq and is a predicted model, not a curated record. Gene Ontology annotation, cellular component: membrane. Gene Ontology annotation, molecular function: melanocortin receptor activity. Bases 540 to 1454 code for a protein of 304 amino acids. Gene Ontology annotation, biological process: G protein-coupled receptor signaling pathway.
CAUAAACCUAAGCCGCUCUUGCUCACAUCCAACCAUGCAGCAUUCAUUCCAGCACUACAAUGCUUUGACGAGGAACACGUGUCUCCAAUACGGUCUUCAAACAGGAUCCUUUUCACAGCCUGUUGGACAAAUGUGAAACAAGGAUGUAAGAAUUCUGAGACUGCAUGGCACUGGUCGGUUCUGAUCCUGACAGAUUGGCAUCCAAAACAACAGCAAUCCCUUGAGAACAAAUGCGUGUGUGGAAAGUCUUCUGGGAAUGACUUUCAUGACAAGAAGGAACGAAUGUUCCCUUGUGCUCCACUUGCUAUCUCUUAUUAUCGAGGAGGACAUCAACUGAGCAACUUUUCUGCAGUGUUUUACUGGGCUUUACUGAGUAUUGACAUUCAAACGAAGCUUUGCUGAUUGAACGCAAACAUUUCCAAAAACAUAAUUCCAGAAAACGGCGUUCACCAUCUUGAGAACAUCAAAGGACAAUAACGGUGUCUUUAAAGCUUAAGUGCCCAUCUUUGUAAACCAGAUAGCCCCCAUCUAGACUGACAAUGAACACAACAGCAAACACGUCGGACUGCCCGGAGUUGAGCGUCCCCGCCCCGAUCUUCUUCACCAUCGGCGCAGUCGGUCUGAUGGAGAAUCUCUUGGUUGUGGUGGCCGUCAUAUACAACCGGAACCUCCACUCACCCAUGUUCUGUUUCAUGUGCAGCCUGGCGGGCUUCAACACCGUCGCCAGCCUCACUAAAACCUGCGAGAACGUGCUGCUUGUGGUUGCAGAUGAGGGGCAACUGAAGAAGGAGGGCUUCUCUGAGACCAAGCUUGACGAUGUGAUGGACUCGCUCCUCUGUAUGUCCUUUGUGGGUUCCAUUUUCAGCUUCCUGGCCAUUGCCGCUGACCGGUAUAUCUCCAUAUUCCACGCACUCAGAUACCACAACAUCAUGACAAUGCGGCGAACAGCGGGCGUUUUAGGUACUAUCUGGACAACAUGCGGGGUGUCGGCCGUGCUCAUGGUGAGGUUCUUCGAUUCCAAGUUCAUCAUGAUCUGCUUCGUUGCCUUUUUCGUCCUCUCCUUUGCCGUCAUCUGCUUCCUGUACGUGUACAUGUUCAUGCUGGCACGCAUCCACGCCAGGAAGAUCGCCUCUCUGACCUCCUGUGGUGGCGAGAAAGGCCAUAAGAGGUGGCGGGGUGGCGGGGUGAGAGGAGCCCUCACGCUGACCAUCCUGUUUGGAGCAUUUGUGGUGUGUUGGGCGCCUUUUUUCCUCCACCUUGUCAUCAUGGCAGUGUGCCAGACAAACCCGUACUGUGAGUGUUACAGAUCACUCUUCCAGCUUCACGUGUUGCUGAUGACGAGCCACGCCCUUAUCGAUCCUGCUAUCUACGCCUUCCGCAGCACUGAGCUGAGGCACACCUUCCGGAAGAUGCUACUUUGUUCAGAAGGCAUACAGCCUUUAUUUCAACACUAACUCCAACAUGACAUCUCUUAUGCAGGGUGUCCCCAGAGUCUGCACGUACAUAAUGCAUACACUACACAAAAAAUCUCAUUUAAUAAUUCAUUCAUUCAUUAAAA